AUGAAGAUUGACGGCCGCACCUUUGUCAUCUCCGGCGGCGCCUCUGGCCUGGGCCGUGCCGUCGCCGAGGACCUCGUCCGCCACGGCGCCAAUGUCGCGCUUCUCGACCGCAACGAAGACGACGGCCAGGCGGUGGCGGCGGCGCUCGGCGGCGACGCGGUCGCCAAGUUCUGGCCCGUCGACGUCACCGACACGGCGUCCAUCACGGCCGCCGUGGCGGGCGUCGUCGCCUGGAUCCAGGGCACGACCAAAAAGCCGCUGGGCGGCGUGGUGCCGGCCGCGGGCGUCGGCUUCCCCGGCCUGCUCCUCGACCGCAAGCUGCGGCCGCUGCCGCUGGCCCACUGGGACGUGGUCCUCAACAUCAACCUGCGGGGCACCCUUGACCUCGUGCGCCAGGUGCUGCCGUACAUGGGCGGCGCGGACGAAACGGACGGCGUGGUGGGCGCGCCCGACGGCGCCGACCAGGAGCGCGGCGUCGUCGUCAUGGUGGCGAGCUCGGCGGCGUUUGAGGGCCAGAUGGGCCAGGUGGCGUACGCGGCGAGCAAGGGCGCGGUGGCGGCCAUGACGCUGCCGAUGGCGCGCGACCUGUCGAAGCACGGCAUCCGCGUCGUCACGAUUGCGCCGAGCAUGUUUGACACGAGCAUGACGGCCGCCAUGACGGACAAGGUGCGCCAGAGCCUGCUCAAGAGCAUGGAGUUCCCGCCGCGGCCGGGGCGCGCCGACGAGUUUGCCGCGCUGGCCCGCCACGCCAUUGAGAACACGAUGCUCAACGGCGUCGUCAUCCGCCUGGACGGUGCCAGCCGGAUGCCGGCGCGGUUGUAG
Molecule: messenger RNA, 822 nt
Organism: Sporothrix brasiliensis 5110
Lineage: Eukaryota; Fungi; Ascomycota; Sordariomycetes; Ophiostomatales; Ophiostomataceae
Exons: 2
Coding region: 1-822 (273 amino acids)
Molecular function (GO): oxidoreductase activity
Source: RefSeq, a predicted model, not a curated record